This is a messenger RNA of Daphnia magna, 2633 nucleotides long. RefSeq names its product serine proteinase stubble. NCBI's taxonomy places the organism in Eukaryota, Metazoa, Arthropoda, Branchiopoda, Diplostraca, Daphniidae. The coding region runs from base 215 to 2470 and encodes 751 amino acids. The transcript has 9 exons. The record is from RefSeq and is a predicted model, not a curated record. Gene Ontology annotation, biological process: proteolysis. Gene Ontology annotation, molecular function: serine-type endopeptidase activity.
UGGUGGUACGCAGAAGCCGAACAUAUUCGGUUGAGUUCGGUACCAUUAUUGUAAAUGUUUCUCGUCCAUCGUACCCGUUUUUAACACUGAGUAUAACUUAUAGCUUGAAUUCAUUCGAUACGAGCUAUCAUUUCGCCUGUUGCAUCGAAACCAAAAGUCACAUCGACGGAUGAAGGUGGACUCUGAACACCUGAGAAUAUAGAAAACAUCCGACAUGGGCAACAAUCGCCUGUUUAGUUUGCUACUCAUUUUGGCUAUCGCCUACCAAGCAAAUCUGGUCUCUUGCCGCAUCUACCAAACCAUCGACGCCAUCAUCGUUGAAGCCGAUGAAGUUCCGGAUCGUGUAGUGCGAUCGGCCGUCUACGACAAUGAAGAAACAGAUUUGGUGGCCGAGUACCCUCCGUCCGACCAGCUCGCUCUGCCCAGCAACACUUGGCUGGAAGGACGAUCCUGUUGGACCAUAGAUGGCACCUUGGGUACAUGUGGCUCCAUCCAGGAUUGCUACCCAAACAUUAGAUUGCACGGAUCGAGUGUGGCUGAGAAGUGGAUCAUAGACGCGCGAGGCAGUUGCACUUUCGCCAAAUCCAAUGGCAAACAGUUUUAUGGGCUGUGUUGCGCAAGACAAACCGCAACGACUAAUACGACGGUGGCGAUUUCGGAGAUCCCAGUUGUAGACGUUGAUCCGAUCACCGGUUUGCCCGUCGGAACGUUUCCCUGGUGGGAGUAUUUCCCUUUCAAUCCGUUGACGACGACCACACCGAGACCUACGACGACGACCCCGCCAACUACAACGUCAACCCCAGCGCCUUACUCCGAUAUUUCAUUGCUUUGCGGCACGGACGGUAUUCCGACUGUUCCGAUCGAUCCACUUACCGGCCAACCGGACCCUACUUUCCCUUGGUGGUUGUGCUUUCCUUUUUGGCAAAAAACGACGACGACUUCAACGACGACGACAACCACCACAACAACAACAACUCAACCUACAACAACAACUACGACUCCAACUACAACAACAACUCCCACCACAACCACAACUCCUACCACUACUACAACGCCCACUACAACAACAACUCCUACCACAACAACAACGCCCACUACAACAACAACUACUGAACCCCCUACUACAACUACCGAACCUACCACCACUACUACUGAACCGACUACAACUACCACUGAACCGACUACAACUACCGCCGAACCAACCACGACUACCACUGAACCGACUACAACUGCCACCGAACCAACCACGACUGCCACUGAACCAACCACAACUGCCACCGAACCGCCUACAACUACAACAGAACCUCCUGUCACUGAGCCGCCUACAACAACCGUUGUACCCACAACGACAGAAGCUCUCACUACCACUAGCGAACCCACUACCACGGUAGCCAUGACCACACAGGCUGAACUCACUACCACCACCACUGAACCUCCUACCACCACAAUGGAACCUACCACUACAACAACGGAGACCAUCACUACAACUACCAUGGCUGCCACCACUGCUAUGCCUACAAUUACAACAGCCAUUCCAACAACGACUAGUAGCGAACCCCCAUCAACCACGACCACAAGCCCAACUACGACUACUGAACGUACCACGACAACAGCUAAACCGGUAUCGAUAAACGUAGAGGGUUGCGGCGUUGGACCUUACAGAUUGGGGCCGUAUGACGAGCAAGACCGCAUCAUCGGCGGAACGGAUGCUAUCAAGAAUUCGUGGCCAUUUGCUGUGGCUAUUUUCAAUAAUGGGAAGCAGUUCUGCGGUGGCUCUCUCAUCGAUCCACUUCACAUUUUAACAGCGGCCCAUUGUGUGGCUCAUUUGUCUUCGUGGGACAUUCCUCGAUUGGAAGUUAUGCUGGGAAUGCACGUCUUGAAGCCCAGCAUUGAUCCCCAGGCGUUGAGGAGGAAAGUCAAACGAGUGACCCGCCACAAAGGAUUCGAUUCAAAGACGUUGUAUAAUGACAUCGCAAUCAUCACGCUGAUCUCGCCUGUGACGUACGGACCGACCAUCUCGCCCAUCUGUCUGCCCACCACGACUUUCUCUACGACGUACGCCGGAAAGGAAGCCGUUGUUGUCGGAUGGGGUUCACUCAAGGAAGGUGGCACCCAACCAAACGUUUUGCAGCAAGUGACCGUACGGAUCAAGUCGAACGCCCAAUGCAAAAAGGAUUAUGGAACAGAUGCACCGGGAGGCAUCGCUAAUCACAUGCUCUGUGCUGGAACAGCUGGCAAAGACGCAUGCAGUGGGGAUAGCGGAGGUCCUCUAGUCAUCCAGGCGGCUCGUGGCGCUCCCUGGGUCCAGGCCGGCAUCGUUAGCUGGGGAAUUGGGUGUGGCCAAGCCCAAUAUCCAGGAGUUUACACGCGGACGGCUUCUUUCAUGAACUGGAUCAGAACGAAUGCGCAGUUUGGAGAUGAGGAAGUGAAACGUGCCUCUAUUAUACAGCCCUGGAGCAAACUCUUCUGAAUCCACAUCAGCAUUUUCCAUCCAUUUUUAACAGCCCCAUUAAUUUAUUUCUCUUAACUGGCAAAAUAAUCAUACUAGCUAUUCUGAUUCUCGGUACAGCACAAUCAAUCUUUUUGCAAUCACGUUAACGGGUAUAAAAUACAUCUCGUUUAUGGACUAAGAA